CCUACGCAGCCAAUGAGAGGAGGGCUGCUACAGGAGUCAUUGGCGUCUGGGAGGAUGAUGGCGGCGACCUUGUCGUGUGGGGUUUCGCUUCUACGUGGAUGGCUGCCCAGUGUACGUAAUGUUCGGCACGGCUCCAAGGCUGUAACUCGUCAUCGGAAGCCCAUGCACUUCCUUAAACAGAAGUUGAUGGCUGUAACAGAGUAUAUACCUCCAAAGCCAGUCAUUCCAGAUAGGUGUCUUAAACCUCUGCCUAAACGGAAUCAAGAGGAAAGUGGUCUCGUGAGGAUUCUAAAGAGGGAGGUGGACAUGAUGUUCCAAAACAACAAAAUGAUUGCAGUAUUUCAAAACAACUCAUCCUCUUCUGAGGAUUUGCUUCUUAUUAAGUAUCGGCUCCAGAAGCAUGACAUCACUGUGAAAUUUUUCCCAAACCAGGUGAUGCGGUCAUUCCUGUCUACCUCUAAAUACAUCAACAUGCUUCCACUCUUCGUUGGGCAUAAUGUCUUGCUAGUGAGCAGAGAGCCUAAAACAAAAGAAAUGUUGAAAGUAGUGAAGAACACUCCACAGAUAUCUUUGCUUGGUGCCUGCAUUGAAGACACCAUUCUAAGUCACAAAGGUGUUCAUGACUAUUCCAGACUACCAUCUGUAGCUGUAAUCCAGGGACAGGUGGUGGGUGGCCUGACCCAGAUGACAUCACAAACCCGGGACUUAAUUAGACACAACCCUCUGUAUCUUUCUAUGCUGCUGAAACGCUAUGUCGAUCAGCCAAACAAUGGAAAAGAAGGCACAGAAGGUGCAGAAGAGAUAGAGAAGAAACAAACUGAGCCCAGCUAGAGCCCAGGAUUGAAGCAAGGCUUUUCUUUCUUCUAUUGCACUUGACUUCUGAGGAGUCAUGCUCCAUGCAGAAUUGUUUUUUAUUCUACUUCCUUUCGGUUGUGUUGACUUCCUACAAUGCUGUUGGAAAUUUGUAUUCUGAUUAGUAAAAGUAUGUAUUAUUUUUGUAAUUUUAAUUACUGUGAUUAUCGUACUAAAGAGACUGAUCAGUGCUGUGCUUUGGUUGUUAUUUAAAUAAAGUAAAAUCACUCUUUUCCUCGAAA
Messenger RNA from Erpetoichthys calabaricus (reedfish), 1094 nucleotides. It is a transcript of the gene mrpl10, whose product is annotated as mitochondrial ribosomal protein L10. Gene Ontology annotation, cellular component: mitochondrial large ribosomal subunit. Bases 13 to 831 code for a protein of 272 amino acids. The transcript is spliced from 5 exons. Gene Ontology annotation, molecular function: structural constituent of ribosome. NCBI's taxonomy places the organism in Eukaryota, Metazoa, Chordata, Cladistia, Polypteriformes, Polypteridae. The record is from RefSeq and is a predicted model, not a curated record. Gene Ontology annotation, biological process: translation.